This is a messenger RNA of Ostertagia ostertagi, 1692 nucleotides long. NCBI's taxonomy places the organism in Eukaryota, Metazoa, Nematoda, Chromadorea, Rhabditida, Trichostrongylidae. The record is from the annotation of a GenBank genome assembly.
AUGCUUGCCGUGCUUUUCAUCUGCGGCACAACCCAUGCCUAUGCCCAGGCAGUCGGGGAUAUCCUAUUUACCGGCUAUGAUACCAAAGGAACAGCCGGAACAGACUUCUUUACUUUUGUCGUCCUUAACCCACUGCCUGCUGGCACGACCAUCAACUUUACAGACCGCGGUUAUGGUGGGUCCAGUUAUAAUGCGGAUAAUGGUUCUUCGGAAACGACUAUCCGAUGGAUUUCCGGAGCCAGUAUACUGCCCAUCGGAACCGAAGUUAAGAUAACUGGGCUAACCGUCGCCAUCCUAAACGAAAACAAUACGCUGCCCGCUGGUUCGGUGACCGCACUUACGGGCACCUUGGGCCUUAGCCUAACCGGACUAGACCAGGUCAUCGCCUAUACGGGAACGCUCAAUACAAAUGCAGUUGCCAUCGCUGGGAUACAUUGGAACAAUUGCUCCAGUAACACUACUACUGCCUAUUGGGAUAUCGUCGGUACCUGCGCCACUGUAACAGGUGUUUCGGGAAGUACGAUGCCUCCUGGACUAUCCAAUUCCAAUGCAGCUAUGUGGGCUGGGCUGACUGGUGGUGUGGCCAGGAUUUGCGGAAAGUUCAACUGCCCUACUACAAAAUACGCCAGUGCCUCUGCCCUUCGUACGGCCGUGCUCGACAAUUCGAACUGGACAUUUAUCACCACCACUUCCGAAACGCUUGCCGUAGGUAACAGCUGUACCUAUUUGGCAUCUGGUCCAGCUAUUUCUGCGCAGCCAAGCGAUGUCAAGGUAUGUGCUGGCAGUGGGACCUCAUUUUCCAUUACCUCUGCCACUGCCACUUCCUAUAAGUGGUAUGUGAAGAUCGGCGCUGGAAACUUUACGGAGAUCCCCAAUGCAGGUGUUUAUUCCGGGGCCACCACGGCCACGCUGACCAUGAGCAGCGUGCCGGCUUCUGCCAAUGGUUAUAUCUACCGUGCCGAGGCGAUCAAUAGUAGUGGGACCACCACCUCCGAACAAGCGGUUCUAAACGUUUCCAAUGGUUUGUCCACAAUCGGUGCCAACCCAUCUGAUGCGGCAAUCUGUCCUGGUGGCAAUACCAUCCUAUCAGCCUCUGCAACCGGGGGAACGGUUACUUACAAAUGGCAGGUCGAUAACGGCAGCGGCUUCGCUGACAUAACGGAUGGGGGAAUCUAUUCAAAUUCUUCUACAGGUAGCCUGACCAUUACCGGUGCGCCGACAUCUAUGUAUGGAUACCAAUUCCGCCUCAAUGCUACCAACGCCUGUGGUACAACAAGUAGUAAUGCCGCUAUACUGACUUUCCGCAGUACCUGGACCGGUACGACGAGUACCAACUGGAACGUUGCUGGCAACUGGUCCUGCAACGUUGUACCUGAUGCCCAAACAGACGUCGUGAUCGGCACGGCAACCAACCAGCCUACGAUCAGCACCGUCGCCAAUGUGCACAAUGUCACGCUGAACACGGGGGGAACGCUGACCGUCGCCGCCGCUAAUUCCAUUGGGGUAGCGGGUAGCAUUACCAAUGCAGGUGGUACGCUAAAUGCUACCGCAACAAAUGCUACCGUUAAUUUUAACGGUACUAUUGCCAACCAGCCUAUUGCUGCCGGCACUUACUUUAAUGUGCAAUUUAACGGUACCGGGAACAAGGUGCAGCAGGUAGCAUCUCUGCCAAUGCAUCCAGGUAUUUUGUAA